Hevea brasiliensis (rubber tree) is the source of this 1246-nucleotide messenger RNA. RefSeq lists its product as uncharacterized. NCBI's taxonomy places the organism in Eukaryota, Viridiplantae, Streptophyta, Magnoliopsida, Malpighiales, Euphorbiaceae. The coding region runs from base 104 to 997 and encodes 297 amino acids. The record is from RefSeq and is a predicted model, not a curated record. The transcript has 3 exons.
UGAUUUUGAAUCUGGAGAAACGCUGUGUCGUUCGGUGCUUUUAAGGCCAAUAAUCCAAAAGCUUUCAACAUAGAACAUGAUCGAUUAAACAAUAAUCCCACAAAUGGGAACUUACCUCCUCCUUCAGCUCUCCUUCACUACGCCACCAUCACAGCCACUUCUAAACCCUAACAAAUUCGCUGAUACUACUUGGCCAAUUGCCACUACUGUCCCCAAGAACUCGUGGUGUACUUCAUCAUCAGCUGGCCGCGUCAAAAUUAAUCUCCAAGAUGAGCUUUACACCGACGGUGAUGAUGACUACGAUGAGUUUGGGUUCAGUGGUGGUGAGAAGCAGAGAAUCUGGUGGUCUAAUGACGACGAGGAUAUAUGGGUCGAUGAUGAUGAGGAGGAUGGCUUCUGGAUUUUCAAGGUGAUUAGAGCUUUUGGUUGGAUGGUUCCCGCCAUUGGUAUAUCAUUGCUGCUGGGAACGGGCCCUAGUGCUUUCUUAAUGGCAUUAGCUGUUCCACUAGGACAGACAGCACUCUCUGCACUGAUGGAUAAGGUCAGCAGGCCUAGACCCAAAACUGAAACCGGAAGGACUAAGAAGAAAACAUUUGUUAGAUCAUCCAAAUUCAAAAGGGGAGAAACAAGCAGGAGACGAGAAGAAAAUAAGUCUCAAGAGGAAAAAGGAAGUUAUCAAUCGUGGAUGGCAGCUGAUGGUGUUUCAUAUAAAAACAGUGGCAAAAGAGUGCGUAAGUUUGGUGGAUGGGAUGAGCUAGAUGCCACUUAUAAGGUUCCCCGGGAGACGCCAAGACAAAAGGCAGAUGAGCUCCCAAAGCAACAAACCAAAGGCAAAAUGAGUCGGACGAGAAUAAUAAGGGAUACACCACUUCUGCUUAGAGAAAAUGAUAAGGGGAUUGACAAAGAGCCAGACCCUAGAGCAUUUAAAGUCUAUUCCAGAAGAGGGAAAAUGAGCUCUAACAGAAUGGAAGGGGAAGAAACGAUAGUCUGUUACUAACAGAAGAUUUGUGAAGAUGGUUGAUAGAGGAAGACUUGGAAAUUAGUGUAAGAAGGCGUGUGGAGAUAUUAGGUUAUAAAAGGGGUAGAGGAAUGACAAUAUGGGAUAUGGAGAGAAUUUCUUUUCAAUAAAGGGGAAGAGUUUCUUCUGCAAGGGGAUUGAAUCCAGGGGGCUUCACAAAUUUUAUUUCCUUGUUUCCUUUCAAUUUCUUCAAUGAGAAUGUUGAGUUGUAGAGAGUUUGUUGGAUCA